ACACUGAGAGAGAGCGGCAAAUCGUUGAAGAGAUCUCUUCUUCCUGAAUCCGUAACAUCUGCUCCGGCGUUGAGAACACAAUGCAAGGUGGAUCGUCUGGUAUAGGUUACGGUUUGAAGUAUCAGGCCAGAUGUAUAUCGGAUGUGAAAGCAGAUAAAGAUCACACCAGCUUCCUCACUGGAACCCUAAGUUUGAAAGAAGAAAACGAGGUUCAUCUGCUUCGUUUGUCACCUGGUGGAUCUGAGCUGUUAUGUGAGGGCUUGUUCUCUCAUCCUAAUGAGAUUUGGGACCUUUCUUCUUGCCCUUUCGAUCAACGCAUUUUCUCCACUGUCUUCUCCACUGGCGAUUCAUUUGGGGCAGCGAUAUGGCAGAUCCCUGAGCCCUAUGGUCAAUCGAAUUCUUCAACAUUGGAGUGUGUUGCUUCCCUUGAUUCACAUGUUGGUAAGAUUAAUUGCGUUCUUUGGUGUCCCUCUGGAAAAUCUGACAAGUUAAUCAGCAUGGAUGAACAAAACCUUGUCUUGUGGAGUUUAGACUCUUCAAAAAAAAGUGCUGAGGUUUUAUCUAAGGAGUCUGCUGGGAUGCGGCAUUCUUUAUCUGGUGGAGCAUGGAAUCCACAUGAUCUGAAUUCUGUUGCAGCGACUUCCGAAUCAUCUAUUCAGUUUUGGGACUUACGGACUAUGGAGAAGGUUAAUUCAAUUGAGCGUGCCCAUGUACGGAAUGUUGAUUACAAUCUUAAGAGAGAACAUAUACUUGUCUCUGCAGAUGAUGAAUCUGGCAUACAUAUCUGGGAUCUUCGGAAGGCCAAGGUUCCAGUGCAAGAGCUCCCUGGUCAUACACAUUGGACAUGGGCUGUCAGGUGUAACCCUGAGUAUGAAGAGUUAAUUCUGAGCGUUGGAACAGACUCAGCUGUCAACUUGUGGUUUGCUUCAGCAUCUAGUGAGAAGAAAACUUCAGAAAGCCCGGUGGAAGCCUCACGUCUACGUGUGAACCCGUUGCUUAAUUCUUAUACUGACUACGAAGACAGUGUCUAUGGCCUCGCUUGGAGCUCGCGUGAGCCUUGGAUUUUUGCGUCUUUGUCAUAUGACGGGAGGGUUGUGAUCGAAUCCGUCAAGCCAUUCCUGCCAAGAAGAUAGUACACCCACUCAAUCGAAGAAGGCCUUCGGAGUUCGGAAGGAAAAGCUCACAGCCAUAUGUUAUCAUCUUAUACAAAUUUUGAACGUUUUGAUAAUACUAUUCACUACAACACUACAAUUGUUGAACUUUUACUAGCGUGUCUCUGUUCAUCUCUAUCACUCAUCACAAUAUCUUUUUUAUGUAUAUGAUAAUUCCGUAUCUAUA
This is a messenger RNA of Capsella rubella, 1338 nucleotides long. RefSeq names its product WD repeat-containing protein DWA2. The coding region runs from base 81 to 1133 and encodes 350 amino acids. The record is from RefSeq and is a predicted model, not a curated record. Lineage: Eukaryota; Viridiplantae; Streptophyta; Magnoliopsida; Brassicales; Brassicaceae. Gene Ontology annotation, biological process: protein ubiquitination. The transcript is spliced from 13 exons. Gene Ontology annotation, molecular function: protein binding.